UGCUGGGGGAGCAGCACUCCGCGGCGGACAGGAUUUGGCCGUGAUGGGACUGAGUUUUGUCUGCAGAGAGUAACGAGUAUCCUCAACUUCCCAAGUUCUCAUUCGCCGCCGCCCGCCGCCACGUACAUGGCUGCACUCAAGUUAUCACUAUGCGCGCCACAGUGA
Messenger RNA from Colletotrichum paranaense, 165 nucleotides. RefSeq lists its product as uncharacterized. Lineage: Eukaryota; Fungi; Ascomycota; Sordariomycetes; Glomerellales; Glomerellaceae. The transcript is spliced from 3 exons. The annotation marks the transcript as partial. The record is from RefSeq and is a predicted model, not a curated record.